Molecule: messenger RNA, 1639 nt
Organism: Pollicipes pollicipes
Lineage: Eukaryota; Metazoa; Arthropoda; Thecostraca; Pollicipedomorpha; Pollicipedidae
Product: putative ATP-dependent RNA helicase DHX57
Exons: 6
Coding region: 37-831 (264 amino acids)
Source: RefSeq, a predicted model, not a curated record
AGGCGCUUCGCCGCCGGCAACAGCGAUCAGCUCACUAUGCUCAACGGCUACAGGGGCUGGCGGGAGGCGGCCGAACGCUCACACGGAGCCGGCUACAACUUCGCACAGGAGAACUUCCUGCAAGUGAAGACGCUGGAGAUGCUGGCCAGUAUGAAGCACCAGUUCGUGGAGCUGCUGAGCGGCAUUGGGUUUGUGCGAGCCGGCCUAACGGCGCGGCAGCUGGAGCGGUGCGGCCGCGGCCGCGGCGACGGGGUGCUGCAGGCCACCGGACCCGAGCUGAACGACAACGAGAGCAACCGCCUGCUGUCGGCGCUGCUCUGCGCGGCCCUGUACCCCAACCUGGUCAAGGUGCUGACGCCCGAGGCCACCUACACCAAGAGCGAGGGCGGCGUCAUGGCCAAGGACACCAAACACGCCGAGCUCAAGUUCAAGACCAAGGAGGACGGUUAUGUGUUCAUCCAUCCAGUGUCAGUGAAUGCCAAGGUGAGCCGGUUCGAAUCGCCCUACCUCGUCUACAACGAGAAGGUGAAGACGUCGCGGGUCUUCAUCCGCGAGUGCUGCAUGGUGCCCGUCUACCCGCUGCUCCUGUUCGCCGGCAACGGCAUCGAGGUGGAGCGGCACGGCAGCGAGUACAUCGUCUCGCUGGACGAGGGCUGGAUCAAGCUCACCUGUCCCACGCAGACGAUCGCGGCGCUGCUGAAGGAGCUGCGCGGCGAGCUGGACCGGCUGCUGGCCGAGAAGAUCGAGACGCCGGCGCUGGAUCUGGCCGCCUGCCCGCGCAGCCGCCGCGUGAUCGCCACCAUCGUGAGCCUGCUCAUGUCGGAGCACUGACGCCCGCCGCCGGCGCGGCCGAUGUCGGCGCCGCUCGGGGAGCGCGAGCGGGAGCGGGAGCGCCGGCCGCUGCCGUUAGAAGGCGGAUGUCCGCCGCCGGUUUGGCGAUGGUGUGACCUCGACACUGCCCGCCAGGCUGACGAGGUCAGGCCACUGACAUCGGCGGCCGCUGUUCUGACGGUGGUGACGUCUCUACACUGCCAUGACGUGUCGCUCCAGUGACGUCAGAAUGCCGUCCGGCCUCUCGAGGGAAGCCGCUCUGUGGGGUGACGUGGGUCAGACCAGGGCGAUGCUGACCUGUCGUUGCAGUCGCGCAUCAUGAUGGCUGGAUGCGAUGACGGUGUCUGCAUACUGGCGCUUUGCGAGUGAUGUUCGGGGCUUCUAGCAGCGCCUGGAUGGCUGGGUAAGGGAAUCCUGGACCCACGGUACGUGCGCCUGCCGCUCAUGGUGACACUUUGAGGUCUUCCCAGUGGAUCGAGUCUCUGCUGUUGAUGCUAAGUGCACUUACGCUGCUGGUAGGUGCUGCGGGAGCGCUGGAGAGGUGCUGAUUGGUGUUUGACGCGUCGGGUUGUGAUGUCAUGGGUUUGGGUUGGAGGACCACCGGUCGCGUAAGUGGGCGUGGUCGCUGCUCCCAUGUUGUGUUGUAGCUCACACCGGCUAACGUGAUAUGCUGUGACGACUGCUUUGUUUGUUAGUUUUAUACUCGUGUGGGAGCCUUGUUGUACAGAGAAAGCGAUAACUUAAAUAGACAACUUUCAACUGGAUAGAGCGCGUUCGGAGGACGAGAAUAGGAGACAGGGGACGGUGA